Alosa sapidissima (American shad) is the source of this 5025-nucleotide messenger RNA. RefSeq names its product neuronal PAS domain protein 4a (gene npas4a). Bases 368 to 3211 code for a protein of 947 amino acids. Gene Ontology annotation, molecular function: protein dimerization activity; DNA-binding transcription factor activity, RNA polymerase II-specific; RNA polymerase II transcription regulatory region sequence-specific DNA binding. The record is from RefSeq and is a predicted model, not a curated record. The transcript is spliced from 8 exons. Gene Ontology annotation, biological process: regulation of transcription by RNA polymerase II. Lineage: Eukaryota; Metazoa; Chordata; Actinopteri; Clupeiformes; Clupeidae.
CCCGACAUCUGGCGAGAGACGGCUUUUAAAGCUGCCGAUAAAUUCACACACCGAACCGGGGGAGACAUCCAUCAAGCCUCCGGUCCGCAACCGAACCAGGCGCUGUGGCGAAGCCAAAGAAGAGCACCGAGAAUCGGAGUAAACAUGAGACAGGAGUAAAGACCUGCUCAGAACAUGCGCUGAGAUGACAGUCCAAUAAUUUACUCCAGACAGGGUUCUAACUACCACCCUGUACCACCCUGUACUCUGACUCCACGUCAAAGGAAAGAGGGGACCCAGACAUUCCUCAGAUCAACCCACUGCAGUCUUCUCAACUCAGAGUUUCAUCCAAACUCCGGGAAUUUCCUCUCAACGGCCACAAACUACCAUGUAUCGGUCCACCAAAGGAGCGUCGAAAGCUCGAAGGGACCAGAUCAAUGGAGAGAUUCGGAACCUCAAGGACUUGCUCCCCAUCACCGAUGUGGACAAGGCUCGACUCUCCUACCUACACAUAAUGUCUCUGGCCUGCAUGUACACGAGAAAGUCGGUGUUUUUCAACAAAGAUGCUCCUACCACUGACAGCCCCGAGGAGAGCUUUUUCUCCUUUCAUGAACUGUCGGAGUUGUUGCAUGAAAUGCCAGGAUUCCUGCUUCUGGUGACGGGGGAGGGAAAACUGCUGUUCUUGUCAGACAGCGUAUCUGAACAUCUUGGCCACUCAAUGGUAGAUCUGGUUGCCCAGGGAGACAGUGUGUAUGACAUCAUCGACCCCACGGAUCAUUUCAUCAUGAGGAAUAAUCUGGUGCCUCCAACAACCCCAGAGACAGAUCGCUUGUUUCGCUGCCGCUUCAACACCUCCAAGUCGGUGCGUCGUCAGAGUGCUGGAAACAAGCUGGUGCUGAUCCGCGCUCGCUGCUUGACCCCUCCCGUGGCCCCCACCUCCUACUGGACCUCCAACCCUGUGUGGGUGUGCUUCUGCUCCCCGCUGGAGCCCCACCCUCCCCGGCCGGGCCCGGCUCCCGCCCCUGAACCCGAGUCCUCCCGGCGUCCGGACACGGAGGACAACCUCUUCUUGGCCUGCUUCUACUCCCAGCACAGCCGCGACAUGAGGCUGCAGGAGGCGCAAGACAGUGUGAGUGACUACCUGGGCCUGGAUGUGGAGACGCUGCGCUCCCGCUCGUGGUACAGCCUGCUGCAUCCCCAGGACCUCACACACGCUUCCGCCCAGCACUGCAGCCUGUUGAGAGAAGGAGGAGAGGGCCGAGUUGAGAUGGUGGUGCGGGUGGAGAGCGCCGAUCACUCCUGGGUCUGGCUGUACAUGGUCUUGCAGCUGGAGGCUGGAGAACACCCCAUCCGCAGCAAUAACUUUGUCAUCAGUGAGUCUGAGGCCUGGUCAGUGAGACAGCAGCUGAGCACCGAGCAGAGUCAGCUCACCCUGGUGCUCGGCUCGUCCAGCACCUCCCAGCCGGAGGGCACCAGUCUCCAGUCCCCCGGGACCCUCUCCAGCCCAGACCAGGUGUUCACGCCGGGCAGCAGUGGCCUCUCCGGGCAGUCCUUUGACUUCAGCACGGCCAUGUGCAGCAGCAGCGAGGAGCAAGCCAGCAGCUCCAAGACGACGGCCGAGGUGGGUGGCGAGGGCCCCCGCUCCAGCCUGUCGUCCCUGGAGGAGGAGAGCUUCUUCCAGCAGCUUCCUCCCAGCGGUGCCGAGCCCCUGGUCAGCCCGUCCGCCGCCUCCUCGCCCAUCCCGGUCACCGUGGCCACCGUGCCCGAGCUCGACUUCCUCACCCAAAACAUUCUGCUGCCGCCGUCCUUCCAGCUGGAGCCGCCGGUGCCCGCGCUGCCCCUGCCACUCCCGCCCGUGCCCACCACGCAGGCCCAGCAGACCAAAGACCUCGUCUGCACGCCGCCCUACACCCCGCAGGUGAGCAGCGGGAGCAACUUCCCCUUCGGUGACCCGCUCUUCAGCUUCGACCCGUCCGGCACCACCACGCCUCCCCCGGGCUCCCUCACCACCACCGUCACCACCACCACCACGAUCUCCCAGUCCUCGCCCGGCAAACCCGCGGGCAGCACCCCUCCGCCCACGACCACCCUGUCCACUCUCCUGCCUCUCUCCUUGACCACGCCAACCACCGAGCUGCUCUUCCCUGUAGAUCCCUGCAGUGGCACCCUCUAUGAGAAGCUGCCUCCCACUCCCGACAGCCCAGGGGACGGUGACUGCACCGUCAUGACCCUUCCCGAGGUCCGCGGGCCCCUGUAUGUUGACGUGCCAAUGGGACCCCUCCACUGCCCCCCCGAGGGUCUCCUGACCCCUGAGGCCUCACCUGGCAAGCAGCCCUACCUGUCGUUCUUCUCCCUGGAGCCCGAGCGCGAGCGGGAGAAGAUGGAGAUCUCCCUGUUGGCUGAGCACAUCGGCACCCUGGCCGAGGGUCUCUAUCCUGACCCGCUCUACUCCAAGCUCAUGACCUCCUCCACCUCUGAGCCCCCGUCCCACCCCACGCUGGACCCUGUGGGCCUGGACUCGCUCUUCUCCCUGCUGGGGGACUUCUAUCCCAUCAAGUCCUGGAGGGGCUUGGAUCUCCCCAUCUUCUCCGACGAAGACUCUCUGUUUGAAGAGAGAAUUCUCGAGAGCCUCCUCCAAGACCUCGCCACGUCUCCAUGCCCUUCUCCGACGCCUUCCCUCUCUUCGCCCACCCCGUUCUCUCCAUCUUUCUCCUCCUCCACCUCCACCACCCCCUCCACCACCCCUUCCACGUCUCCCUCCACCCCAACAUCUCCCAUGUGCUGGCAUCCACUCCUGCACUUUGACGGGGCCUCUGCCGCAGGCGCCAGUCACUUCUGUAGCGUCCAAUCGGCGCGCCGUAACCAGGCAGCCGGCUGCGGGGCGGUGACGGAGCGCGCUCCAACUCCGGGGGAUCAGGCCAACUGCGAAGAGGAGGCUGAGGUCGCCAUGGAGAUAGAGGAGUCACCUCUGUUGUCCAGCGGCGUCCCCAUGUCGCCUCAGCUGGUGGCCUCGUCCGUGUCAGCCUCCCCCCCGCCCGUCAGCCCCGUCCAGCCUGGCCUGCCCUGCGCCCAGUCCCUCCUGGAGGAGCUGGCCGCCCUGGAACCCAUGUUUGGGGCAGGUGCCUCGAUGACCCCUGGCCUGGGGCAACAACCUGAGUUGUAUCAACUCCAAUGUCACCCUAUGCCUCAAUGCUUCCACAAAGAUGGGAGCGGUAGUGAUCCUCCGUUCUAAAAUAAGUCUGUGACUUACUUCAUUAAGUAUGGCAUAUUGUCAUAUUUCAUGGAGAUAAUCUUCACUUUUUAGUGAAAGUAUCAAAGUGUAUAAAUAUAUACAUAAUGUAUUUAAUACAAAAAGGACUUGAACCUCCUCAUAUCUUCUGCGAGCAAUUCAACAUCCUAUUUUGUUCAUGUGCUAAUCUGUGUUAUUUCUGUGUAAAAAAUGGUGCGACAUUCCAACAAUGGUGCAUUAUAACUAGCUGUAUGACCUAGGACCUAAAAGGAACUUGGGAAUCAGUUAACCUUUCAAUGCUUUUAUCUGUGAGUAUCAUCAGUAUCAGUUUAACUUAUCAAAAAAGGAACAGUCAGUGAGUUCUAUGACCUUGUAAGUGCAACAUUGACUUACAGACGCACAUUUGUAUUCACUCGUAGUGAAAAUACUCUGUUGUGAACUUGACAUCAUUCCUAUUCAAUAGGAGAAAAACAAUAGCAAGCUCAUAGCUCAAUACAUAUCAUGCAGUUCCACAACCACAAACCCCCAAAUGUGAGGAAUCAGUGUUUACCAUUUUCUUUUCAACAAACCUUGUGGAACCAAGUUAAGUGACACACCAAAGAGGACAAUCUGCAACAGAGAAUAGUCUGAAGUAGAAUUAAUUUCUAGAAUAAUAACAAAUCUUCCAAGCACUUCCACUAAUUUUGACUCUGGUGUCAAAUUGCACAAUGAAUAUGCUUUCCGGAAACACUUGGGGAUUUGAGUUUGUGGCUGCAUUGAUUUUUACAUUUGACUUGAUUUCUCUGAACUUGUGUACAACUUGUGUGAUGACAUAAUGAUGUACGAAACAUUUCUCAAUAUGUGAAGAUGUCUCUCUCUCUCUGUGUGUGAGGAAAAGAACACUUUCCUACAGUUUAAAAAAAAAAAAAGAUGCAACCGCAUCAAAAAAUCGAACAAAAAGGGAAGAGGACUCCGGUUACCGUGACACACUCUUCCUGAGAAGGACAGAAAUCUGUGCUGUGUGUGUGUUGUGCACACACACUCCCAAGAUUGAUGUACGGUUUUGUUCCAUUCUUAGGGGGUGAGUUUCACUUCUCCUUGAAUGGCAACACUCUGGCUGGGCUACAUGCACUUGCACUGGGUUCCUUGCAGCAUCCAUUUUUGUAAUGCUGUUAAACUUUUGUUAGAAGCUUUUGUUCGCCUGGUAAAGCUUCGGUCUACCAUGUUCAGUCAGGCUGUCGUUAUGAAUAUCAUGGUAACAUCGCAGCGAUUAUCGGUGUGGUGUCGAUUGGUAGUGACCUGUGUGUAUGGGCAAUUCUUCUUUUUUGAGAGGGGUUUAAAAAUACAAAAGUUUUGUUUAAAAAAUGAACUGGAAAUUAAGGGUUUGGGUCACUCUUUCUAUUCCGUUACUACUCGACAUGGGUUUGAGAAAGGCUCCAAUCCCAUGGUGUCGACAUGCUAACGUAGAGUUGUCUACGGUCAAGUAAAGGAUUGAUUCCUACGUUCUAGCUAUUUAAACGCUAUGUUUUAAAAAAAGCAUUAUAUUGUAUGUGUGCUGUUUUAAAAAAAUAGAUACACAUGCAUGUGCCUGUGCAUCUAUAGAUACAUGCUGAAUGGCUGGGGGUUGUGCACAUUUGUAUAUUUGUACACUUGUAUAAAUCUCUACUAUUCUGUACAUAUCAGAGACAUUUCUAUUAUAUGAAAAAGAAAUACAUACUUGGCAUAUGCUAUUUAUGACGAAUGGACAUUGUGGAUCAGUGUUCUUUUGUUUGUUUUCCCAAUAAGUGUAUUUGGUUGUUAAAACAAAUGCAUUUAUAUUAAAGUGCACUUAAAGCGGC